AAUGUAUAGGAUAAAAAUAGUCGUAAAAUGUUUUCAUCCGUUUGAUUUCUUUCAUGCAAUGUGAAAUGUGAACGUUUCUCUUGCGUAUUGCAAUAUUGUAUUCUUGAUUUAUGAAAUAUAUAAUUUUGCCAAUAAAAUUUGUUUUUAUUUCAUACAUAAAACUGUAAGAUGUUAAAGCCAUGGCUUAUGUUGUUGCUACUAUUUCUUGUACUGAUAAGAUGUUAUUUAUGUAGAAGAAAUGUUUUGUUUACUCUGCCUCGGAGAAAAUCAAAUGAUUUGUAUAGAAAAAGUAAAACUGUAUUCACAGCAUUGAGUAAUUAUGAAAUAGAUUCAACACCGGUUGCGGAAAAAAGAUAUAAAUGGAUAGCGAGGGUGGUACACUCUAGAAAUUACAACUACCCGCACAUGUGUACUGCUGUGUGUAUAGAUACACGGAUAUUUAUAACUGCCGCUGCUUGUAUAUCCACAUUAAAAGUGGUUCAAACAUCAAUAAUAUAUCAAUAUGGCCGCCUUCAUGCAAUAGCUUUUGUUGUACCAUCUAAUGGUUCGCAGCAAGCGUUCGACGAUAUUGGUUUUAUAAUUGUUGUAAAAGAUAAUGCUAUGAAAUGGCGAACGAUAGGUUUAUUUGAUACAGUUAACCGAACUGAUGAUAAUUUUGAAUGGUUCGCACAAAUAUUUAAUAAUGAUGAAAUUGAACAUAAAGUUGUGGGAUACACAGUACCAAAGAUUAUACACCAUCUUGUAAUACCGGACAAACAAUUUUAUCUAACAGAAUUACCAGUUGUGGUCAACAUAAAUCUCUGCCCAUCAAUAUUGACGUUCAAUAAUCUUAUAUCUGGUUUCUACUCUCCAUGCUACCAUUCCUGUUCGGUCCCAGAUUAUGAAAUGGGUGCGAAAUCUUGCGCAUCUUAUCACGGUGUGGAGGGCGCUGCUGUGUUCAAUGUUGCCAGUAACAAAUUGCUUGGUGUUGCCACCUGGGGACCGACUAAUAUGAAACCAUUGCCAGUUGGUUUUGCUGUGCCAAACUCAGAGAACUUUUUCGAAGAUUACAAUUGCGCUAAGCGGAUACGUGAUGAUAAAAGUAAUCAUGAAUCAGGAUACCAGAAACUUUGUGAUUAACAUUAUAAAUAAAAAUCAUUUAGGUAUAGGAGUAGUUAUUGAAUAAAGACCAAAUAAUGAGACAUUCAACUGACUUCACUCAGUUAUUCAUUUUUGCAAUAGUAUAAAUGAACAUUGGCUAAGGUUGGGUGCUUGUAUGAACUAA
Molecule: messenger RNA, 1264 nt
Organism: Papilio xuthus (Asian swallowtail)
Lineage: Eukaryota; Metazoa; Arthropoda; Insecta; Lepidoptera; Papilionidae
Exons: 4
Coding region: 169-1119 (316 amino acids)
Source: RefSeq, a predicted model, not a curated record